Molecule: messenger RNA, 2954 nt
Organism: Corythoichthys intestinalis (scribbled pipefish)
Lineage: Eukaryota; Metazoa; Chordata; Actinopteri; Syngnathiformes; Syngnathidae
Product: guanine nucleotide-binding protein G(olf) subunit alpha
Exons: 12
Coding region: 975-2114 (379 amino acids)
Biological process (GO): adenylate cyclase-activating dopamine receptor signaling pathway; sensory perception of chemical stimulus
Cellular component (GO): heterotrimeric G-protein complex
Molecular function (GO): G protein-coupled receptor binding; GTPase activity; G-protein beta/gamma-subunit complex binding
Source: RefSeq, a predicted model, not a curated record
UUUUAGAAUAUUUUGCUCUAAUUCGUUUUUGUCCUCGUCCCCACCAGCCGCCAUGAUUGUAGUUUUCAAGCCCAACAGGGCGGGCGUAACGUUCUGGAGAGGAAAAAGUGAGAGGCGUUCAAGGACCGCGGUAUUUUCAGCAUUUUCGUAAUGCACCCCAUCGCUUGCCGUUCGUUUUACGGGGACGCGAGAGGCAUUAAGGACCACCGCGAUGUGUUUUCUAACGCAGCGGAAGGGUGGUAAAUCCCGGCACUGAAGCUAGUUUGCUAGUUCAGGUCAAGGCCGCCGAGCUAUAGACCCAUCCCCUCUUGUCAGGCAGUGGCGGUUAGAGGAGUGCAGGUUUCCACCCCUCCGCCGACUAGUGUGACAGCAGCACAGUGUGGGGCUAAAUCGGGGAAUGGCUCCCGUCGCUUCGGACAAGAAGGUUUUGAAAGCGCCUGGAUGCUGCAGGCUCGUUAAUAUAACGCUUUAGCGCGCAUUUGUUUGCUUGCUACCUCCACGGGCCACGGCUACUUCCUGGUGCCACAGCGAGAGGCAGUGCUGAGUUGAGGAGACACAAAUCUUGAUAGAUAGCGGAGGGAGCGAGAGCGAGAGAGGGGCCGGAGAUAGCAACGUUUGGCUACAUUAACGGACAUCACAAAGGCCUCCCCUCUCUCUUUUUAUUUAUUUUUAGUUUUUUUCCCCCCCUAAAAUCACACCUUACCCCCCUCCCUUCUUUCUCUCGGCUGCUUCGUCAACUACCAGGCGGAUUGGAUGACGCUCGGCUGCGGCUAAAAGCGGAAUCGUAACGGGGGACGGAUUCCUCCCUUCCCGAGAAGCCUCUCGAGAGAUUCCUUUUUAUUUUUUUAUUUUUUAAUUAUUAUUAUUUUUAACGGACACUCGACCCAUUCCGUCACCAUUUUAAAACCACAUCCCGGGCGUUCUAUUUCCUCUUUGUCGGCGAAGGAAGGGCUUUUUUUCGGGGGCGACGGAAGAUGGGUUGUUUGGGCAACAGCAAGACUGAAGACCAACGCAUCGACGAGAAGGCUCAGCGAGAAGCCAAUAAAAAGAUCGAGAAACAGUUGCAGAAGGAGCGACAAACGUACAAAGCUACACACAGACUCUUAUUACUCGGUGCUGGGGAGUCUGGAAAGAGCACCAUAGUGAAGCAGAUGAGGAUUCUCCACGUCAACGGCUUCAACGCAGAGGAAAAGAAACAGAAAAUCCAAGACAUCCGGAAAAAUGUCAAGGAUGCCAUAGUGACGAUAGUGUCAGCGAUGAGCACUUUAAUACCCCCUGUCCCGCUAGCCAACCCUGAGGACCAAUUCAGGAUCGAAUACAUCAAGAGCAUAGCACCUCUCUCCGACUUUGACUACUCACAGGAGUUCUUUGACCAUGCAAAGAAGCUGUGGGACGAUGAGGGGGUCAAGGCGUGCUUCGAGAGGUCCAACGAGUACCAGCUGAUCGACUGCGCACAAUAUUUCCUGGACAGAAUUGACUCAGUAAGACAGAGCGACUACACGCCAACAGACCAAGACCUGCUACGCUGCCGAGUGUUAACUUCAGGGAUUUUCGAGACGAGGUUCCAAGUAGAUAAAGUUAACUUUCACAUGUUUGAUGUCGGAGGUCAGCGGGACGAGAGGAGAAAAUGGAUCCAGUGCUUUAACGACGUCACGGCUAUCAUCUUCGUGGUGGCCAGCAGCAGCUACAACAUGGUAAUAAGGGAAGACAACAACACCAACCGGCUACGGGAAGCCCUGGACCUCUUCCGCAGUAUUUGGAAUAACAGGUGGUUACGCACCAUCUCUGUCAUCUUGUUCCUCAACAAGCAAGACAUGCUCGCCGAAAAAGUGUUAGCUGGAAAAUCCAAAAUCGAAGACUACUUCCCCGAAUAUGCUCGAUACACCAUACCAAAUGAAGCAACUUCCGAACCCGGCGAGGACCCGAGAGUGACGAGAGCAAAAUUCUUCAUUCGAGACGAGUUUCUUCGGAUCAGCACGGCGAGCGGUGACGGUCGCCACUACUGCUACCCGCACUUCACCUGCGCCGUGGACACGGAGAACAUUCGGCGGGUUUUCAACGACUGCCGGGACAUCAUCCAGAGAAUGCACCUGCGGCAGUACGAACUCUUGUGAUGAGACCUCCCGCCUCCUCCAGAGGACCAUCAAGUACUACUGAAGUGUGUCAAAUCCUCCUCCUCUUUUUCUUUGGCUUUUUUUCGGGGAUUCAUCUGCGACGAGAAGAUUCGAUUGAUUCCUUGGUUGCUUUUUUUAUUUUUGUCAUUCCACUAAGCUUCAGGCUACCUCCGUUUCUUUGCCCCCUCCCCCACCCCCUAUCUUUUUCGGAUACAUGAAGACACCUACAGGACCUCAGUGUUGAGUGUGCGUGCGUAUGCAAGCGAAUGAAGCGAUAAAUGCACUUUGCAUCAGGUUCCUUUUUUCCUCCAAGAUUUGAAUUAUUCUCCCCCAAGAGGAACACACAAUGUAGCAUCAAUGCGAUAUUUAUUAACCCGUCACCACUUUUUUUUUUUUUUUUUUUUUUUUUUUUUAAAGGAGGGGUACAAAGAAACACACAAAAAACGCUUUGCGGACCGAGAGAAAAGAGAGAGACGGGGCGCACGUUGACGAAAAAGUGGGAUUUUCUUCCCCCGAAGGAGCCGCCGCCGCUACGUGCACUUUAGCCCCGCCCCCUCCGCAGACUCGGACCCCGAACCACCACACACGCACACGUAAACACGCAUACCAUCGUUUUAACUGCGGGAAGGGGAGUUCAAAAUGUUUUGUUUUUUUUUUCAGUUUUUUUUCUUGUACACUGUGCAAGGUGGAAUUCUCCUGUACAGACUGUAAAGUGUAAUAUUAUUUUGUACAAGUUCAAUUGAAAAGAAAAAUCUACUUGUAGAUCUUUGUGCCUUGAUUAUGGCUGUACCUGUAAAAAAAAACAAAAAAAAAACAACAAAAAACGACAAAAAACAAAAA